GUGCAGUGUGGGUGUGUGUUUUCUUUCACUCUGUCUGCACUUCUUGCCGUGUAUCAUUGUCUUCUGUUGGGUCUGAAGGGAAGCUUUGCAGUAGAGGAGCUGCGAAACAAACAAGUACACACUACUGUACAACAGGUGUUGGUCCGAUCAUGGCCCCCAAACUGAGCGUGCAGCUGCUGCUGUUACUGGCCGUUGCCACGGUAACGGUCGUGGCCCAGAGACGACGCCCGGCGUCGACGACCACCACCAACGACGAGUGGAACUUCAGGGAUGGCUCUGAGAAGGUGAACAUGCGCAAUGUGGCCAACCUGACUCAGAUCCUGGACAACUGGAGGUUCGACAUCCUGACCCAGAUGAGAGGACUUCUGCAGAACGACCACCAGUCUCUCCUCCCCGACUAUGCCAGGAUCCAGCCGCUGUCGGAGGCUCUAGAUGACCUCUACAAGGAGUUCAACGCCCUCAAAGCUCACCUGGGCGACCUGACUGAGAAGUUCUCUGCCAUAGAAACCUUCAUCGACGAGGUCAAGACCGAACGCGCCACCAACCCGGCCCCGGCCCCAGUCCCGGCCGCUGUCCCCAGACAGACUGGGAGGAGGAUGAUUAAGAAGAAGGCCACUUCCUAAGCAGCCAAUCAUGUGCUUCUUCUGUCCUCAUGUUUGCUUCUUCUUCUCAGGCUGUUUCUGACGCUGCUGAGGCUAAUCCUCCUUUAUUUUUAUCAUGUUCUAUACAAUUCUGGUAUCAAGGCACUCCCAACGUAAAACACAAAGAUCUAGAAUUAAAACACAAUAUAAGAUUACAAAUCUAAAAUAUACAGUUUGGUGAAAUAUGCAAUUCUAAUCGACACAUGUGCUGUGUAAGAAAUCACUCACUUUCAAUCCUCCCUAUAAAACAGACACUGAGUGUACAGUAAAUUGACAUUUCGGGCGCAUUUUGGAUGCAUUGCAUUGAGGGAUUGUUAGUAGAAAGAAGUCCAUGGACACAUUGUAAAAUUUUUGAGGGCACUAUAGUAAAUACAUUUCAAUACAGACAUUCAAAUAUUUGAUAUUUGAUUUGAAAGAUUUCCUGUUUGUUGUUGUUUACGUGCCUAGCGACAGAUAAACUACACAUGCUGAGUGAUGUCUUCUGUCGUGUAGCACAGCUGAGUUGGUUAGAAAGCACCUGGUUGUGUUUGUUCUGGAGGCUUUUGAAACAAACAUGCUUGUUGGUUUGGGUUUACUGCUGCGUUAUAUGAGCUCCAAAUAAACUCACUUAUUGCAUUCAUU
Sebastes umbrosus (honeycomb rockfish) is the source of this 1262-nucleotide messenger RNA. RefSeq lists its product as uncharacterized. Lineage: Eukaryota; Metazoa; Chordata; Actinopteri; Perciformes; Sebastidae. The transcript has 4 exons. The record is from RefSeq and is a predicted model, not a curated record. Bases 150 to 623 code for a protein of 157 amino acids.